Rotaria sp. Silwood1 is the source of this 315-nucleotide messenger RNA. NCBI's taxonomy places the organism in Eukaryota, Metazoa, Rotifera, Eurotatoria, Philodinida, Philodinidae. The record is from the annotation of a GenBank genome assembly.
AUGCCUACUUAUAAAGCUGCACGUCAAUUACUCGAUUUUUCUCAUCAAACACAAGCACGUAAUUACAAUAUUCAUCGUCGUCCAUUAGACUUUGAACCAGGUGAUUUAGUAUGGGUGACCAGUUUAUCUGGUAUUGCCAUGGAAAAAUGGCGUGGUAGUAAGUUGCAACCAAGACGAGAAGGUCCAUAUAAAACUAUCACUAAAUUAUCAUCUGUUACCUAUGAAUUAGAACAUAUUAUAUCUCAUCAACGUAAAAAAAAACAUAAUAUAAACGGAUCGAUUUGUCGUCAUUCUCUUAUUGGCGAAUAUCUGUAG